Harpia harpyja (harpy eagle) is the source of this 3852-nucleotide messenger RNA. RefSeq names its product protein phosphatase 2C like domain containing 1 (gene PP2D1). Gene Ontology annotation, biological process: protein dephosphorylation. The transcript is spliced from 4 exons. Lineage: Eukaryota; Metazoa; Chordata; Aves; Accipitriformes; Accipitridae. The coding region runs from base 1402 to 3705 and encodes 767 amino acids. Gene Ontology annotation, molecular function: protein serine/threonine phosphatase activity. The record is from RefSeq and is a predicted model, not a curated record.
CGGGGACCCCGCGGCGGAGGCUGGGGCUGGCUUAGAGCUUCCCAGCAGCUGUGACAGCGACCCGUAAGAUGGCUGCUGCCAUCCCCGGUGCUUUAAGACGGACUGUUAAGGUGGAGGAGCCGCUGCGCUCGGCGGCGGCUGCCCCAAGCUUCGCAGCAAAUUAAAAGGGAAAAAAUAAAAAAAAAAAAAAUCCGGUUUCGCUUAAAUUUAAGAGAGAAUGAUUUUUUUAAAAUUUUUUUUAAGCGUCUGAAUCAUGUUUUAGGAUAACAAAUAGGUGCUGUAUGGUAACAGUCACCUAAGAACCUCUGCAUUUUUUUAUGCCGGUUAGGUUUCUACUCUCCUCGGUCUUGAAAAUGAAACUGUUACUGCUUAGUUUCACUUUCAGCUUUCCCACUAUUCUUCGGUAGCAAAUGUUACAAGCAAAGAGCCCGUCUGGAACAACAUAUUGGCUCCUAUGAACCGCUUAAUGUCCAUGCCUGAACAUCGACUCACAGUUUUUCUGGGAGCUGCUGUAGCCUUUACAUCCCCCAAUAUGUUUUUCUUUUUUUUUUUUCCUCUCCAAAUCACCAGCUUCUCCUUUAAGCGGUAAGCUAAUGAUAUUUAACACAGCAUUAGGUUUGCACACCUGCAUAUAAAUUAAUUACAAGUUUCAAUUCUGAAAAUAUGUUUACUAUUUUCACACAGGUGAGUAACACCACUGGUAUUUAUUAAGGCCACUCAGCAUGCAUUUAUGUCUGAAGCUGCACAGGCGAGUGUUCACAGGAUCACAGCCUAGGCAAAUGACCUUAUUCUUUCACCUCAUUCUUAAAGGUCCUUAAAAGCCUGACAAGUUUUUACUUCCAUUAAAGUAAAAUCAAAGAUGAAAGUUGUUAGGAAGCAGAUACUGACUUUGGUUAAAAGCCUGAAUAUUUGUUUACAUUUCAUGGUGUGUUUAUGAGGUUCUAAUGGGAAAAACACUGCUGUAUUGCAUGCAACAAGGCACUGGUUAGUAUAAAGGCAAAAAACACUUUUACUGCAGUUCCUUCUUGAAUCCUCAAGUGCAUGGCUGUCUUACAACACUACAUCUCUUUUUUUCCUUUUUACCUUGCUUCUUACUAGAUAACCAGAACAGUAAGUCUACCAGCCUGUGGCUACGGAUACAGUUACUAUAGUAACAUUUAUAAACACUAAUUUCACUACACAUGCAGAACUACUGCCUGCUACUGCAGAGGAGCGGCUUAGAAAGAAAUCACUCUUUAACUGCAAAUAGGAAUUACACUCCACUACCAUGUCUGGAAAGUAAUGCACAGAUACAGAAAAGCUGAUGAGGAACUACGUCAUAUUUACAGUUCUGACAGUGUGAAGGCACAGGGCUAUGCAUUGAAUCACAAGCAGGAAACAACUGACUGAAACCUCACUAGAAUGACAUGGGAAGAAAAAUCUCAGGACAAAUCAAACCCACCUGAUUUUGAACUUUCCAGAGAUCAGGAAGAUCACCUGGAGAAGGUCACAAUUGCACCUGAGAACAAUGAUUCUAAGCACAUUUCAAUUUUUUGCUCUGCAUGUCAACAAACAAUAUAUCCAGACCACCUUCUUUAUCAUAAAAAAACCCACAAAGCCCUAACUUUGCUGGGCUUUGAUAGCCCACAAACAAAAACUGACAACAAAACACUUUUGGCUCAGAGACAGCAACUAAUUUCAAAAUUGACCAAGAUUCCUAAAUAUUCUGAGACACAUAGGCAGAAGAUUGAUUAUUCAUUUGAAUUCCUUAUGGAUAACCACACUCCGACAUCAUAUCGUGAUCUUGCUAGUAUUAACAAUCCUAGUACUUUUAAGAAAGUAAAUAAUUCUUUAAUAAAAGCAUUAUCAAUUUGCCAAGAUAAAAAUUCCACAUGGCAGGGAGACAUGGAAGACAGAUUUAUUGUGCUCAACAACUAUGGAAAUAGGUCAGAUACAUGUUUUCUAGGGUUAGUUGAUGGCUCUCAUGGUGUAACAGCUGCAGAAACAGUUGCAGCAGAGCUUCCACUUUUAUUUCUUGACCAGCUUGCUCAAACAGAUUCCUCCUACAAAAAGAGUGAGGAUGAACAGCAAAUUAUAGAUUCUUUUGCCACAGUAAUCAAAGCAGAUUACAGGGAAAAAGAGAAGUUUUUCUCUGAUAAACCAGACAAUGGCGAGACCAACAAGACCAAUAUUUACGAAUGGAUUCACAAAGCAUAUGCCAAGUCCUUUUGGAGAAUGGAUAGACUUUUACGACUGGGAAGGAAUGAGGUUUCCAAAGUUCGCUGGAGUGGCUGUUCAGUGGUUACCUGUUUGGUGGAAAGAAUCCCCAGCAAAGAGACAGAUGGCACUGAGGAAGAAGGAAGAAAACAUUCUGAAAACAAUACACAUAGUCCAUUAACCAGGACAGCCAAAGGUGCUACUGGGUUACUACACGUUGCCAAUACAGGUAAUGCACAUGCAGUCUUAUGUAAGAAUGGAAAGAGUCACUGCCUCUCAAAAGAGCACAGCACUUCUAAUGUAAGCGAGAGAAAACGCAUACUUCAGAAUGGUGGAAACAUCAGCACUAAUGAACCAGAUGGAUUAGUAGAGGGGUACCUGAGAACUACAAGGGGUCUUGGACAUCAUGGCAAUCCAGUACUGAAAAGAUCUGUUAUACCUGUACCUCAUACCAUAUCUGUCCCUAUUGAUGAUAAUUGUCAGUUUCUUAUUUUAGCUUCUAAUGGGCUUUGGGAGGUUUUGGAUUACAAUGAAGUACUUGCAUUAACUCUAACAACAUUCACUCAUUAUUUGAGAAUGUAUGAACGUAUUCAACAAAGUGCACCUUCUCCAUGUAAGUGUCAGUAUUUGAUGCCCCUCACUGAAGACAACUUAAAUGACUCAAAGGCUGUUGAAGAUCUGCAACAUGGAAUAGAGAUACUGUAUUCCAAUAAAGACAUUCUUCUCACUGACUCAAAAGGUAACCUGCAACAAAAUAAGCCAAAAUGUUCUAGGAGGAACUAUUUGCCAAGUGAAGAUGGUGUGCUUAAGGAAACCAACGACCACAAAAAUCAAGCUGAUCCAGAACUGUCUCUUUUCAGUAACAAUGAAGUAAAUUCACAGAACAUAGAAAUAAAACAGUUUGAUUCUACCACACAAGGUGGCUCUGAAAAACUGAAACACUUUGAGGAAAGAAAAGUUUAUGUAUGUAACAUCUUUCAGCCACAGCCACAGACUGCAGAGCAAGAAGAAACAGACACUGACACUUUCUGUGCAACAGGUCCAAGUCGCACCCAUAAACAGCUGCAAGAGAAUGUACUGGCAAUAGGGUUUAAAGACAUGAAACAGCCCCCAAAAGAUAGAAAAGCAUGCCUAUCUCCAAAAGAUACAAAAGCAUGCCUAUCUAAUUAUGACUCAGGUCCACAACUGGCACAAAAAAUGGACUCCAAGAUAUUUUGUGACAAACCUGCAAGUUACACUGGUCAAGAACUGCUAAAGACUCUAUCACCAGUGGGUUCUAAAGCAGCAUCACAGUUUGAAGAGGACACAAAAACAUACCUGUCCAAUUGCAAAUCACAAACUGCGGGAAGAGGCAGAGUCACCCCUGAGACACUCUAUGACAAUGCAGCAAGCUACAUUAGCGAACAACUGGUAAAGACUGCAUUAGCUGCAGGUUCAAGAGAUAAUAUUACUAUUUUGAUUGUACUUCUAAAUGGAUGCGAUGAGAUACCCAAUUACCUCAACAUUUAAAAAUCUAUCAUAGGAUAACUGGAGUGCCACAGUACAUACAGUACAAGCUUAUGUUUAGCCGUGUCAUGUAUUUACUUGUAAUCAUCUUAAAUGCUGACCCAUACAGUAAAUCAGACAUCUUGUCUGGAACUGUGCAAAUGCAAUAAA